UUAUCUCUUGGCAGGGAAAGUGAGGAGCAUUCACUGGGCUUCUCGGUUUGCCUUGAAGUUUCUCCUCCAUCGGAGUGUUUGUUGAGGAGAUGAGUCUGAAUGUGAGCGUUCUGGUUGGAGACGACCUGAGCAGCAAGGAUGCCGUCUGUCACGAGCUCCUGAAGGCAGAACUUGGCCUGCUUCCUCUCAGCGCGCAGAUGGAGAGCUUCACACACCUGCGGAAGCCAGCGAUCCGCUCCUGCAGUCUGGGAGACACGGUGACCCGCAGCCACACCUUCCACACUGUGACCCAGACUAAGGACCAAUCACAAGAGGAGGAAGGGUCGCCUCGGCAACGACGCAUAACCGUUGAGUCGUACGUGCCCCAGUCCAAGGACCAGAAUGGAAACUUAGCUGAGAAGGGCUCAGACAGGCAGGGAGACAGAUCUCUUGGGGAGUUCAGCACGGAGGAAGUCUGCCAGUGGUUCAUCAGCAUUGGCCUUCCCAAAUGCCUCCCUUUCAUCAAAGAGAAAGCUCUGUCUGGAGCAGACGUUGCGUCUGUGGAUGUCAACACCCUGGAGGUCCUCCACAUCUCCUCCCUGGAGGAGAGAGAGCAGCUCCUGUCAGCUAUCUACAGGGAGAUUCACCCUCCCAGCUCCACGUCCCAGAAACUCGACUCCCUGCUGGAAACCUUAGGGCCUAAUAACGUAGAGAGCUUCACUGCAGCUUUAGUGUCUAUGAGCAAGUCCAAAUCCUCACCGCAGGUCAACUGCCUCAACAUGAACCGCUGUUCAGUCAAGCUCAGAAACAGAAGCCACAAUUAUCUGGUGCAGAAGAACUCUCAACUAAUAGAGAUCACCAUUAAUGCCUCAGAGAGAAUCGUCCAUCUCAGGACCCCCAAGGAGACCUCGGUGGGCAAGGUAGUUGAGUCGUGCACCAGGAUGCUGAACAUGACAGAAGACAAGGACCUCUUCACCCUGAAAGAGGAGCAAGGUUCCUCUGAAGGGCUUUCACCAGGUCUACAGAUCGGUAGUUUGGCAACACAUGUGAAGAGGCAGCUGGAGCUGUACCUGUGUAAAAAGGAGAAACCCAAAUCCAUAGACAUCCAAGGCCCUAAAAUAAACAACGACUGUGAGAAUGCUGUCAAUCAAAACCUCCAAGUAAGCCUUCCAGGUAAAGAAGAAAAGAUCAGAGCGCUGAACCAGCAGGUGGACUCCCUCCAACAUGUCAUCCUCCAGGUCCAGGAGCUCCACCAGGGUCUGGUGGCGUUCUGCUCAGAGCUGAAGAGCACGGAGGGAGAGGUGGCGCUGGUGGAGCUGAACUCUGCUGAGCUGGAGGCCAGGCUAGAGGAGGCGCAGGGCCGCCUCAGAGACAAGAGACAGAGUCUGCAAGCUCUCAGAGACGCCACGACCCACGCAGCGGCUCACGGGAGCGGGCGAUCGGAAGUCCGUCUCCUGGACAAGAUGAAGACAAACUGCCAGGUGUUUAUGGAGGAGAUCUCCCUGGUUCACCUGAACAGACAGGUGGCUCACCUCCAGACCGCCCUGCAGGACUGCCAAGAUAAGGAGAAGGCCCAGAGGAAGCUUUCCACCCUGGGCCAGCUGGUGUCCCCCUGCUGCCCGGCCAUGCUGCUGGUGGUGGAGGAGAGACCGAGGCCGGACGGACGCUACGGGUUCACCUGUCGCUUCACACACGGCUGCGGCCUGGUGGUGGUCGAGGCAGGACGCUCCCAUCUCUGCCUCGACGACAGGCUGGUGGAGGUGAACGGGGUACCUGUGGUGGGCUGCAGUGAGGAGGAGCUCUGCUCCCUGUUGCUCCAGGGUCCUAGUGCUGAGAUUGUGGUUCUGCGUAGGCCUCCUCCCUGCGCCCCCCCCCAGCAGCCCCCCCCCGGUCACCACGACAACCUGGAGGCCAUCGUCACUGGUCACCACGACAACCUGGAGGCCAUCGUCACUGGUCACCACGACAACCAGGAGGCCAUCAUCUUCGAUCACCACGACAACCAGGAGGCCAUCGUCACUGGUCACCACGACAACCAGGAGACCAUCAUCUUUAAUCACCAUGACAACCAGGAGGCCAUAAUCACUGGUCACCACGACAACCAGGAGACUAUCGUCCACUCAACCCCCAUCGACCGGGCAUCUGUCACCACGGCAACUCCCCAAUUUCAUGAGCUUAUGGCGAUUUGAUGACAGAGAUUCAUUCCCUCUUCAUCUGUGUGUGUGUGUGUGUGUGUGUGUGUGUGCAUGUGCAUCAAAGAGAGAUGGACAAAAAGACCGAAAUAUCUUUUUAAAAUAUAUUUUGUCCCAAAGUUGAACAAAAUGGUGCUGUACCAUGUUCACCAGUAGCUGCAACACAUCCUGUUAGAUUGUUGUCACUUCAUACAUCCUGUUAGAUUGUUG
This is a messenger RNA of Osmerus eperlanus (European smelt), 2381 nucleotides long. RefSeq lists its product as uncharacterized. The record is from RefSeq and is a predicted model, not a curated record. Lineage: Eukaryota; Metazoa; Chordata; Actinopteri; Osmeriformes; Osmeridae. The coding region runs from base 90 to 2168 and encodes 692 amino acids. Gene Ontology annotation, molecular function: protein binding. The transcript has 15 exons.